CGAACACGCCGCCAGCAAAUCCAAAUGAGGCAGUAUUCCUCCUCAUCGUUCGCUUCUUAGUUCUUACACCUCCAUUCCUCCAAAGUCGGUAAUGGACACCAACGCUGACGAUGAGAUCGUUGUCGAGAUCCUCCCCACCAUCCGCACCUACCGUAGCGGCCGCGUUGAGCGUCUACAGCCCACCGAUUUCGUCCCCGCCUCACUCGACCCCCCCACCGCCGUCCUCUCCAAGGACCUCAACAUCAAUCCCUUCACACUCCUCUCCGUCCGUCUCUACCUCCCCACUCUUUCCACGGCCGCUGAUAACCGCCGGAAGUUCCCGGUCUUCGUGUUCUUCCACGGCGGCGGCUUCUGCAUCGGCAGCGCCUUCUCCUCCAUCUACCAUUCCUACCUCAACUCACUCGUCUCCAGGGCUCAAGUCAUCGCCGUAUCCGUCGACUUCAGACUCGCCCCGGAGAAUCCUCUCCCCGCCGCCUAUGAUGAUUCUUGGGAGGCGCUCAAAUGGAUAAGCGGCGCAUCAGGCAACUCGGAGCCGUGGCUGACGGAAGCAGCUGAUCUCGGCAAGAUCUUCCUCGCCGGUGACAGCACUGGGGCAAACAUAGCCCAUAAUAUGGCGGUUAGAUUAGGGCAGAACAACUCACCUGUUGAGGGUUUGGUUCUGAUGCAUCCCUAUUUCUGGGGGAAGGAGAGGAUCGGAUCAGAGAGGGAGGAGAAGGAGGGGGUGAUGCUUAAGAGCAAGGAUGCUGAUGCUCUCUGGCCAUUCGUGUGUCCGGGGACAAGUGGACUCGACGAUCCAAGGGUGAAUCCGACGGCGGACGGCGGGCGGAGCCUGGCGGCGCUCGGAUGUCGCAGGGUGAUGGUGAGUGUUGCCGGGAGGGAUCUACUGAGGGAAAGAGGGAGGCUUUACUUUGAAAAGCUGAAAAAGAGUGGGUGGGAAGGAGAAGCCGAAUUCUUGGAGGCCGAAGGGGAGGACCACGUCUUCUUCUUGCUCAAUCCCGGCGGUGAGAAGGCGGUGGAGUUCAUGGAGCGCUUGGUCACGUUUCUUAACAAGAAAUAGAUCUCUAUACAGAGCAGCAUCAAUAUACUAUGUAUAUCCAUUAAGUGUUUCUUCAGUGUACGUGUUUUCUUUGAUUUGUUAGUGUAAUCAGAGCAACAUUAAUAUAUAAUUGAACUCUAUUUGUGCUA
This is a messenger RNA of Dendrobium catenatum, 1185 nucleotides long. Its product is annotated as probable carboxylesterase 2. Lineage: Eukaryota; Viridiplantae; Streptophyta; Magnoliopsida; Asparagales; Orchidaceae. Gene Ontology annotation, molecular function: hydrolase activity. The record is from RefSeq and is a predicted model, not a curated record. The coding region runs from base 92 to 1057 and encodes 321 amino acids. The transcript has a single exon.